Molecule: messenger RNA, 1014 nt
Organism: Metschnikowia bicuspidata var. bicuspidata NRRL YB-4993
Lineage: Eukaryota; Fungi; Ascomycota; Pichiomycetes; Serinales; Metschnikowiaceae
Exons: 1
Coding region: 224-958 (244 amino acids)
Source: RefSeq, a predicted model, not a curated record
UGUAUAGCGGUGUCUCGUCAUUCGGAAUAGCCUAUAUAUUACCCAAGUAGCAAGUGUUGGAUGAAAAGCAAAGCAAGACAACGUAAACGUAUUUGGUCAUCCCUUGACAUUCCCUUAGAAGCCUCCAGUUGCUAUCUUCAUCUGCAGCACAUACUACAAAGUCCGCGUAUAUUUAAAGCCCAUCUCCUUUGUGUGCUCUACCUUGUAUAUUGGACUAUCGAAAAUGUCUUUCAACGCAAACGACAAUAGUAACAUAAACGACCACAGCCACCAGUAUCACCACCAUGGCCAUCAGGACCACCAUGACCAUCGGAAUCACCAUGACCAUCAUGAACACCACGACCAUGACCACAAAUCGACACUAAAAAAGGUUGGGGACAAAAUCAAGGGAGUUUUGGGAAAGGACUCCAGUGAUGACGAUGGCUCUGUUGGCAAGACCCAAAAUACGACUGUGCCCGGAGAGUCACGCAGACCGUCCGCUGGUAACCCUGUCUCCAUUCCAUCGGAGAGCAAUGAGAUUCACAGUCCCUCAGGACGGGCCGAGGGCAUUUCUCCCAGCUCAAAGGACAACCACAGCUUGUCCGAGAACACACAAGAUUCGUACGGGUCUCACAUGCCACCCCAGGAAUCGUUUGGGGUUGCAGGCGGCGACUUCUGGUCUUCUGGUAACCAGUACAAGUUGACCAAAACCGAAUACGAGCCUGCCGCGGGAAUGGACGACCCGUUCCAGAACUCGGGCGACGCGUAUGGCUCUUCAGAAAGAACCAGCACGGGAGUCCCCGGCGAAGGCGGCGACAUCUAUGGAGCCAGACGAGCCCAAGAGUCGCUCGGUUCAUUCGAUGAUGCCUUUGGGUCACCCGGUGGAGGCAAGCACGACUAUGAGGGCCCCAGCAAAGGUUUCGGUACCACUGGUGGCGGAGGCGACUCGUAUGGGUCCGGGUAUGUGGAGUACACCUAGAAGCAUGCACGUGGUUGGACCACUCCGCCGUGAGACUUUUGCAAUGCAGCCUGGGC